Molecule: messenger RNA, 690 nt
Organism: Colletotrichum phormii
Lineage: Eukaryota; Fungi; Ascomycota; Sordariomycetes; Glomerellales; Glomerellaceae
Product: acyl-CoA N-acyltransferase
Exons: 2
Coding region: 1-690 (229 amino acids)
Biological process (GO): N-terminal protein amino acid acetylation
Cellular component (GO): NatA complex
Molecular function (GO): protein-N-terminal-glutamate acetyltransferase activity; protein N-terminal-serine acetyltransferase activity
Source: RefSeq, a predicted model, not a curated record
AUGGAUAUCCGCCUCCUCAAGCCCGCCGACCUCCCCCUCAUACAGCAUGCCAACCUCGAGAACCUGCCCGAGAACUACUUUCUAAAGUACUACCUCUACCACGCCCUCUCCUGGCCCCAGCUCAGCUACGUCGCCGUCGACGUCUCCCGCCCCAAGCGCACCCCCUACGACUACCCCAAGAUCGUCGGCUACGUCCUCGCCAAGAUGGAGGAGGAGCCCACCGACGGCGUCGCCCACGGCCACAUUACCAGUCUCAGCGUCAUGCGCACCCACCGCCGCCUAGGUAUCGCCGAGAAGCUGAUGCGCCAAAGUCAACUCGCCAUGGUCGAGACCUUUGGCGCCCAAUACGUCUCCCUCCACGUCCGUGUCUCCAACAACGCCGCAAUCCACCUCUACCGCGACACCCUCGGCUUCAAGAACGAAAAGACGGAGAGCAAAUACUACGCCGACGGCGAGGACGCCUACUGCAUGAAGCUCGACCUGAGCUACAUCCGCGAACAGAUCCAGGACGAGCGCGACCGCGAGGAGGAGGAGGCGGCAGACGAGGGCGAGGCCGUGGGCGACGUCGGGCGCGAUCCGAAUGCGCCUGCGUCCACCACCACCGCUGCCGCUGAUAAGAAGCGCAAGGUCAAGGUCGGUCGCGGGUUGGGUGUGGGCGAGCUUGUUGAGAAGAAUGAGAGUCAGAAUUAA